AUGUUGUCUUACAUAACUAAACUUGAAGAUCUAUCAGCAGAAAUAUUAAUGAUUACAUUUGAAUAUAUGGGAGAUAUUUAUAAUGUUUUUCAAGCAUUUUUCCAUCUUAAUCAACGUUUGAACGAUAUCAUUCUUCAUCCACGUUUACAUACAUGCAUCAAUUUAACAUAUGAAAAUGAACAAAAAUCAAUAUAUUAUCAUAAUGUUAUUUUACCAAUAGUAAAACCGUUACAAUUAACUAUUAAAAAUAAUACACCAGAUGAACUGAUCAAUUUUAUUUUUAUGGACAGAUUGCCACAACGUCUUCGUUCAUUUACACUCUUCAACGUAUCAGACGACCAAUUAAAGUCUCUGUUAGUCAGUGAACAAUUACCAUUUCUAACUGAUUUAUAUAUUCAUCUUACACGUCUAAUUGAUGAAACAAUAUUCCUCUAUAUUUUACAAUUACCAUUAUUAGAAAAUUGUUCAUUCUAUUUUAAAUAUCAUGCUCCUUCUCAAAUUGUAUUAUCACUUCCGUCUACAAUUGUAUCAAAUAUUCGUCAAUUACGUUUAUCAAGUUUAAAACCAUCAUGUUUAAAUAUUCUUUUAUCUCAUAUGCCAAAACUCACUUGGUUGACAAUUUCAGUAUUAAGAGAUAUGCAAGAAUAUUUACAAAUAUUUUCACGAUUAACACAUUUAAAAAUAAAUGUUUGUUCAAUGCCAUUUCAACAUUUACAAGAUAUGUUAUGUUGCAAAGAACUUGAUCAAUUAAAAUUAUUUGAACUUAGUGGUUUAGUACGUGAAUGGCAAUUUAUUACGGGUGAAAAUUGGGAACGUUUAAUGUCAUCAUUAUCAUCAACUACAAAAUUAAAACAAUUUAAAAUUCAAAAUCUUCAUUUCUAUUCUCUUUUUUAUGUACAAUUUGCAGUAUUGAAAUUACAAUUAGAAGUAUUACAAGCAAAUGAUUAUUUAAGACAACAAAAUUUCAAAGUAUCGUAUGACGAAGGGUCGGAUAUAUUCAUGACCUGUAAUUUUAUUCUACAACGUCAAUAA
This is a messenger RNA of Didymodactylos carnosus, 1032 nucleotides long. NCBI's taxonomy places the organism in Eukaryota, Metazoa, Rotifera, Eurotatoria, Philodinida, Philodinidae. The record is from the annotation of a GenBank genome assembly.